Messenger RNA from Cylicocyclus nassatus, 6066 nucleotides. Lineage: Eukaryota; Metazoa; Nematoda; Chromadorea; Rhabditida; Strongylidae. The record is from the annotation of a GenBank genome assembly.
GGAAGAUUCUCAAGAGCCGGACGAGGGCGGACUCGACCGGGCGGAAAGCCGAGGAGUCAAUCAUUCAUUGGAGCAUUUCUAUCGUCCUUGCCACUGCCGCCGACGACGAACGACCAUGAACGAGUACGAGCAAGAUCCAGGAUGGAAGUACCUCCGUCUGACCAAAGAGGAGAUGGACAAGGAGCAUAAUCAACCCUAUGACUCCAAGAAAAAUGUAUGGGUACCCGAUCCGGAAGAGGGUUACGUGGCAGCUGAGGUCAAAUCAAGAAAGGGUGACAAUGUUACUGUUGUAAUCGGAGAUAAGGAAAAAACCUUCAAAAAAGAUAUGCUACAAGAAAUGAAUCCUCCGAAGUUCGAGAAGACCGAGGACAUGUCAAAUUUGACAUUCUUGAAUGAUGCUUCCGUACUUCAUAAUCUCCGAUCUCGUUACGCAUCAAUGCUCAUCUACACGUACUCCGGCCUUUUCUGUGUGGUAAUCAAUCCAUACAAAAGGCUUCCAAUCUACACGGACUCGGUGGCUAACAUCUUUAUGGGCAAAAGGAGAACGGAAAUGCCUCCUCACCUCUUCGCCGUCUCUGACGAGGCUUAUAGGAACAUGCUCCAAGACCAUGAAAAUCAGUCUAUGCUGAUUACGGGAGAGUCAGGUGCUGGAAAGACGGAAAACACAAAGAAGGUAAUUGCGUACUUCGCAUCCGUUGGUGCCAGUCAACAAUCAGCAGUUGCAGCUCCGGCUGAUGGAAAGAAAAAAGUCACUCUGGAAGACCAGAUUGUGCAAACCAACCCUGUACUGGAGGCAUUCGGUAACGCCAAAACCGUCCGAAACAACAAUUCGUCCCGUUUCGGAAAAUUCAUUCGAAUUCACUUCUCCAAAUUGGGAAAAGUCGCAUCUUGUGACAUUGAGCACUAUCUGCUCGAAAAAUCCCGUGUCAUUCGGCAAGCACCUGGAGAGCGUUGCUACCACAUCUUUUACCAGAUCUUCUCCGAGUUCAAGCCCGAACUGAAGAAACAACUUCAGCUUGAUAAACCUCUCACCGAAUACUAUUUCGUUGCACAGGCUGAACUUACUAUCGAUGGUGUAAACGAUGUGGAGGAAUUCCAAUUGACUGAUGAGGCUUUUGAUAUUCUAAAUUUCUCGGAACAGGAAAAGAUGGAUUGCUACCGCCUUAUGGGUGGUCACAUGCAUUUGGGAGGAAUGAAAUUCAAGCAGAGACCUCGCGAAGAGCAGGCAGAGCCGGAUGGCCAAGACGAAGCAGAGAAGGCCUGUGCUAUGUACGGAGUUGACGUUGAUCAGUUCCUCAAGGCACUCGUGUCACCUCGAGUGAAGGUUGGAACUGAAUGGGUAUCAAAGGGACAGAAUGUGGAACAAGUGAACUGGUCUGUUGGCGCUAUGGCUAAGGCUCUCUAUGCCAGAGUGUUCGACUGGCUAGUCAAGAAGUGCAACUUGACUCUGGAUCAGCAAGGAAUUCCUCGCGAUUACUUCAUUGGUGUGCUCGACAUCGCCGGUUUCGAGAUUUUCGAUUUCAACUCAUUCGAACAGCUGUGGAUCAAUUUUGUAAACGAGAAACUACAACAAUUCUUUAAUCACCACAUGUUCGUGCUGGAACAAGAGGAAUAUGCUCGUGAAGGUAUCCAAUGGACAUUCAUUGACUUCGGUCUUGAUCUGCAAGCCUGUAUUGAACUUAUUGAAAAGCCCCUCGGUAUCAUUUCCAUGCUUGACGAAGAGUGCAUUGUACCUAAAGCAACCGAUAUGACACUUGCCCAAAAACUAAACGAACAGCAUCUGGGCAAACACCCGAACUUCGAGAAGCCAAAACCACCGAAGGGCAAGCAGGCAGAGGCUCACUUCGCGAUGCGUCACUACGCUGGAACUGUCAGAUACAACGUUACGAACUGGCUCGAGAAGAACAAGGAUCCCCUGAACGACACCCUCGUCUCCGUGUUGAAGGUCUCGAAAGGAAACGAUCUGCUGAAUGAAAUCUGGAAGAACUAUCAGACACAGGAGGAAGCUGCAGCCGCGGCUAAGAGUGGCGCUGCUGGAAAACGCGGGAAGUCUGGUUCGUUCAUGACCGUGUCGAUGAUGUACCGCGAAUCCUUGAACAAUCUGAUGAGUAUGCUGCACAAGACACACCCUCACUUCAUUCGAUGCAUCAUUCCCAAUGAGAAGAAGAAGUCCGGACUUAUCGAUGCUGCACUUGUGCUCAACCAGCUCACCUGCAAUGGAGUGCUGGAAGGUAUCCGUAUCUGCCGUAAGGGUUUCCCGAACAGGAGCCUCCACGCUGACUUCGUGUUCCGUUACGCGCUUCUCGCAGCCAAAGAGUCAAAGUCAAGCGAUGACCCAAAAACGAAUGCCGGGGCCAUACUCCAACGCCUUAUCAAUGAGGGGAAAUUAAAUGAUGAACAGUUCCGCGUCGGCCACACUAAGAUAUUCUUCAAAGCUGGAGUCGUGGCCCACAUCGAAGACCUUCGUGACGAAAAGAUCAACGCUCUGAUCAGUGGCAUCCAGGCUUACAUACGUUACUGGUUCACCCUCAUCGACCGCGAAGCUCGCCAGAAGCAGCUGAAUGCCUACGUGGUGAUACAGCGAAACAUACGCUCGUGGAGUAUCCUGAGGACGUGGGACUGGUUCAAGAUAUUCGGUAAACUCCGUCCUCAGCUGAAGAGCGGAAAGAUGGCAGAAGAGUUGGCUAAGAUGACAGAAGAACAGAAGACUCUUGAAGCGUUGUCGGCUAAGAAGGAAAACGAACGCAAGGCCAAGGAAGAGAUGCUCAACAAACUCAACGCUGAUAAGAACAAACUCCUUGAGCAACUUGAGAUGACUAAGGGCGGCUCAGCCUCGAUCGAAGAUAAGUUAACCAAGUUGAACAACGUUAAGCAGGACCUCGAGAAAGCUCUGAAUGAUACCGGCGACAAACUAUCAGAGCAAGAAGAACGAAAUGCUGACCUAGAAAGGCAGAAGCGUAAGGCACAACAAGAGAUUGAUAACAUCAAGAAGAGCAUGGAAGGUGUAGACGGUAACCUACUGAAAUCGAUUGAAGAAAAGGAGGCCAAGGAGAACCAGAUACGCUCUCUGCAAGAUGAGAUAAACGCACAAGAUGAGACUAUCGCCAAGCUGAACAAGGAGAAGAAGCACCAAGAAGAGGUGAAUCGUCAACUUGUAGACGACCUGCAGGCUGAGGAGGCCAAGCAGGCCCAGGCUGCUCGUCUGAAGCAGAAGCUCGAGCAAACUCUAGAUGAGCUCGAGGAAUCAAUUGAACGGGAACGUCACAUUCGAUCUGAAACCGAGAAAUCGAAAAGAAAGACUGACAGCGAGCUCAAGGCAGCGCAGGAGAGCAUCGAUGAGAUUACAAAGGUGAAACAAGAGGCCGAUGCCAACUUGAAGAAGAAAGAAGCCGAUCUGCACGCUCUUGGAGUGCGAAUUGAAGACGAGCAAGCGAUGGCGAAUAGACUCAACCGCCAGUGCAAGGAGAAUGCCGUGCGCAUCAUGGAAAUCGAGGAUGAACUAGAGCACGAAAGGCAAACGCGCGCCAAGGCCGACAGAGCUCGCGCCGAGUUGCAGAGGGAGUUGGACGAGCUGAACGAACGCCUUGACGAGCAGAACAAUCAGAUGCAAGCGCAGCAAGAGUUUAACAAGAAGAAGGAUGCCGAAAUACUCAAAUGUCGACGCGACUUGGAUGACUUGAACAUGUCCCAUGAAGAUCAGCUGACUUCUUUGCGCAAGAAGAGUAACGACCAAGUCGCUCAGCUGACCAAUCAGCUGGAUGGUCUUCAGAAGGGAAAAACCAAGAUUGACAAGGAGAAAGCUAUACUGCAGAAGGAACUGGACGACAUCCACCAGCAAGUUGACCAGGAGUCGAAGGCGCAUGCAGAACAGGAGCGCUUGGCAAAGCAGUACGAAGUGCAGGUUGCAGAGCUCCAGCAAAAGGUUGACGAGCAGACUAGGCAAAUCGCUGAGUUUACUACGUCAAAGGCGCGACUUACUAAUGAAAACGGUGACCUCCUGCAUCGGGUAGAAGAGCUGGAGGUGCAACUGAACAACGUAAACAGAGCCAAGGCGGGCUUCUCCAGCCAGCUCGCCGAGGCCAAGAAAGCCGCAGAAGACGAGACGCACGAGCGCCAUGAUCUCAACGCUACCUGCAAGAAUCUUGAACACGAGAUUGAGCAGUGUCGCGAGAUGUUGGAGGAAGAGAUUAACUCGAAGGAUGACAUCCAGCGUCAACUCAGCCGCAUCAACUCUGAAAUCUCUCAGUGGAAAGCACGUUACGAGGGUGAGGGUCUUGUCGGAGCCGACGAGCUCGAAGACCUCAAGAGGAAGCAGAUGGCACGCAUGAUGGACUUGCAGGAGGCUCUUUCGGCGGCACAGAACAAAGCGAAUUCUCUCGAAAAGGCGAAGACGAAGCUGAUGCAGGAGACCGAAGAAGCGCGCUCGGAUGUCGACCGCCAUCUCACUGUCAUCGCUUCUCUGGAAAAGAAGCAAAAGGCAUUCGAUAAAAUUGUUGAGGAAUGGAAGCGAAAAGUUGAUGACGUCCAAAAGGAAAUCGACGCCACCAGCCGUGACUCCAGAAACACAAGCACGGAAGUGUUCAAACUCAAGUCUGCUAUGGAUAACCUCGCGGAGCAGUGCGAAAGUCUCCGACGCGAGAAUAAGAACUACGUACAGGAGAUCCGUGACGUCAACGAACAAAUCACUCAAGGUGGCAGGACGUACCACGACUUGCAGAAGGCCGUGAAGAGGAUGGAAAUGGAGAAGGAAGAGUUACAACACGCUCUUGAUGAAGCUGAGAGUGCUUUGGAAGCCGAGGAGAGCAAGGUGCUCCGAUCACAAGUCGAGGUGCAGCAGAUCCGAUCAGACGUCGAGAAGCGUAUUCAGGAAAAAGAAGAAGAAUUUGAGAGCACCAGAAAAAAUCACCAACGAGCUUUGGAAUCUAUCCAGGCAUCGCUUGAGACGGAAACCAAGGGCAAAGCCGAACUGCUGCGCUCUAAAAAGAAGUUGGAGAACGAUAUCAAUCAACUAGAGAUCGCCCUUGACCAGGCCAACAAAUCGAAUGUCGAUGCACAGAAAACACUCAAACGUUUCUUCGAUCAGGUGAAAGAGCUACAAGGACAGGUUGACGAGGAGCAACGACGACGGGAGGAGAUCCGUGAGAAUUACCUCGCAGCGGAGAAGAGACUGGCCGUCGCACUUGCCGAAACCGAAGAGGUUCUGCAACGAAUCGACAGCGCCGAGAAGACCAAGAAGCAAUUGGAAUUGGAUCAAGCAGACCUGAAAUCGCAAAACAACGAGCUCGUCUCUAGCAACUCUGCAUUAUCUGCGUUGAAGAGAAAGGUCGAAAACGAUGUCACUAUUGCAAGAAACGAGCUUGAUCAGUACCUCAAUGAAUUGAAGGCCUCCGAGGAGCGCGGCCGCAAGGCUGCUGCUGAUGCUGAACGUUUAGCUGAGGAAGUUCGACAAGAGCAUGAACAUGCCGCUCACCUUGACCGUCAUAAGAAGGGACUUGAACUCGCCUUCAAAGAGCUCCAAGCGAAAAUCGAAGAUUCCGAAAGAGCCAUGCUACUAUACGGACAGAAAGCUCUUGCUAAAGUCGAAGAGAAAGUGCGGACGCUCGAGAAUGAUUACCAGAACGAAAUGCGUCGCCAUCAAGAAUGUAUCAAGGGAGUAACGAAGCAAGAGAAGCGCGGCAGGGAGCUCCAGUUCCAGGUUGAAGAAGACAAGAAAAUGUUCGACCGCCUACAGGAAAUGGUAGAGAAGUUGCAGCAGAAGAUCCGCGUCCAAAAGAGACAAAUUGAAGAUGCUGAGGAAGUAGCGACGCAGAAUCUGUCAAAGUUCCGUCAAAUCCAGCUUGCCUUGGAGAACGCCGAAGAACGUGCCGAUGUGGCUGAAAACAGCCUCGUCCGCAUGCGCAGUCAAAGGGAUAUAGAACCAAAAGUAGUGAGUGUCAACAACGAGUGAAACGCGUUUAUAAGCGACAUUUAAAUUCUCGUACCGGUGUUAUAUUCUUUUUUUUUGUUUAGGUGUUGUCUAGUCUUGUUCCGGAUAAUUGAGAAUGAAGCAAUAAAGUUGCUCGGAAA